Gaeumannomyces tritici R3-111a-1 is the source of this 1488-nucleotide messenger RNA. RefSeq lists its product as hypothetical. The transcript has a single exon. NCBI's taxonomy places the organism in Eukaryota, Fungi, Ascomycota, Sordariomycetes, Magnaporthales, Magnaporthaceae. The record is from RefSeq and is a predicted model, not a curated record. The coding region runs from base 138 to 1205 and encodes 355 amino acids.
GCCAUUUUCGUCGAGACGAAGAUGAUGAAUCAGACCAGCACCCACCAAGAAACAACUAGCGUAGCUAUCAUCGGGCGAGAUGAUAGCCCUGCUGUUUCAGACAAUCCCUCUCGUUGGAUCCUAGUCGCGCCCUUAUUAUGAUCGCACAAGGGCUGCGGCGCAAAGCCUUCCAGCCAUCGCCGGCCUUUCUCUGCUUUCAACAGCGGUCCUCAGCUCCCUUGAGCACCUGGCAGAUCCAUAGGGGCACCGGGAGAUUCAACCCGAUUAUGGAAGCCACUGCCAAGCCUCUAGAUCCCAAGGAAAAGGCGAUCGCCCGAGGGCUUGCAUUCACCUGCAACUACAAGAGAUUCGACGUACAGCCGUCGUCACAGGACCGAUGGGAACCCGUGCCGGGCCUCAGAAUCUGGGCCGCCCCGCACCACGGCGUGCCAUACAGGUCCAUGCACUACAUGGAAUGGCCGGGGCACGUCCUGGUGGACAAGCUGCUGGACGUGUUCGCCGAGAAGAGCCGCACGACCCCGCUCUGGAUCAUGCCCGAGGCCGUCAACGAGACCGACGUCAAGACCAGGGCCGUCGUGCGCCUGACCCAGGAGCGCCGCCUCAGGGUCGCGCUCCUGAAGGCCCUGGAGCUGCACGGCUACGACAGGCAGGGCAGGAAGGCCAAGCCCUCGUCGCCGGCCGCGCGCUCGGUCCCCGAGCCCGUCCACGCCAACCGCAACGAUCCCGACGAGCUCUACGGCAUGGUGAAGCUCACCUGCGUGGCGAUGCAGAUCGCGAACUUUCCCAUGGACAAGAUGGUGGCGCACUUUGUUAGGCUGGUCGAGAAGCUGAAGGGGCGCCUGGGCUGCCGUGCCGGAAUGCGUCCCGAGGCGGUGGAUGACCGCGACCGGCCCAGCGCAGGGAGACCAAAUAACUAUGCCCCGAGGUCGGGCACCAGAGACGAGUUUCCGAGCAGAAGCAGCCCUCAAAAGAGCAGACCUAGAGACAGCGGAUCUAGAGACAGCAGAUCUAGAGACAGGGGACCUAGAGACACUGGAUUGAGAGAUGGCGGAUCUAGGGACAACGGGUUUAGGAACAAGGGGCCGAGAGACAGCGACUCUGGUAGGUCAUCGCAUGAUAGAAAACCAAAAGGGAGGAACGCAUCAUUCCGGGAUACGGAUGACCCAGACUGGGCAAAGAUCAUGGUAUUCAAUCGACGGGCAUGAGCAGGCGAUUUGAGAUGACAAAAUCUCAUGCCUGGGAACACGUCAAUAAAAUCUGUAGGUGAAUCGCUCCCAUCCCAAGUCUUGGCUAGCCCCUUCAUAUGUUCUCGUCUCGAUACCCAGGCGGUAUGCUGUGGCAGGCAAGGCAUCCCACGUGCUGAAGUCAACCUACAGUUGACAGGUGCACAACAGAUUUCACUCAGAGUCGUAACGGUAUACAGAGAGACUUGAAGUUAUAAUUAAAACAGCCAGUCCCAUGGCCAUACCUUGUUUGAAUUUUUUCUCC